CAAAUGAGUGCUGAGGAUUUUGCUAAGAGUAUAGGUAUAGGGCUAAGAGAGUAUGAAAUGUGGGAAAUUUUAAAGCCUCAGGAUUUUAAGCGUUUUGACACAACUUCCUGUAAACUUUAUAGUCACAUCCUUCUGUCAUUACACCGUUUACAGACUGUUUGACCACGAGACUGUUUGACAAGCAGCCAUUUAGGUCAUUUAAGAUAUUUUUUUGCAUACAAUUAUACAGUAACUGGGAUUUGAACAACAAGAUGUUUACAACACAAUUUGGAGUGUUCUCCAUCUUUCUGUGGUGUUGCUGUAAUAAGAGUGAAGCCAUCCUCACUCUCAAGAGCCGAACCAGUGUGGCACUAGCAGGAGAAAAACUCAUCCACCAACUUGAGGUCACCAUCCUAGCUAACAGCUCCAGAACAGACAUCUUCUGUUACCAAAACAGUACUGGAAAACAAAUAUGGAAACAUGCAUUUACUGAAAAUCCUUCUUCUAAUCCAUUACCAAUAAAAUUGUCACCAAAUAUCAUCAUGAAUAACAGCUCAUGCUCUGGAGAAUAUUACUUCCAAUACCAGAAAGAGAAAGUGUAUUGGGUUGUUCUUGUACGAGACAUGGGCUAUCAGGCAGAUACAGAGACUUUGAUUAUCUCAUUGGCAGUUAUUAUCAUUGUUCUGCUGUCCCUCAGUAUCACUGGAUCAGUUUAUAUCUUCAAGUGGUACAAGAAUCAUCCACCAUUUGAAGGAGAUAAAAAUGAAGCAAAGGCCGAAAAAAGAAAGAGGAACACAGUUGCAACAGAAGAAGGAGACAUGUCCGAUUCAGUGUACACAACACUCGAUCAAACAACUGUCUCUGUUUAUGAUGUGCUGAAUGUGGAUGAGGAGAGAAGAGCAAGGACAGAGAGCCAAACGUCAAAGAAAAAGGCCAAGCCUUCAACGGGAGAGGAGGGGAUAUUUGAAUCAGUUUAUGAAAACCUAUGAUUAAAUAGUAUUUGUAUAUAAUGUAUAUCUUUUAAAUAUCUGUAAACACUAUACACAUAAUAAACGUUCGGUUCAUGUGUAUAUGUCUGCCAUUUGUGUAUAAUGUGUACAUGUCUGUUUUUGCAUAAACUAAUAAGCAAUUUUGUACAUACAGAAGGUGUCAAUAAAAAUGCAUAAACUCCAUAAACAUUCUUCUGAAGUUAACUUUCAUUUCAUUCAGACUGAAUGAAUAGUAAAUAUUUUGUAUCUGAUUUUUAGGUCAUUUUGGUGUGUAUAGUAUAUGUUGUUAAAGUAAAAGUGUAACUAAGUAUUUUCAAACAUCUACUACUGAGUGAACCA
Clarias gariepinus (North African catfish) is the source of this 1307-nucleotide messenger RNA. It is a transcript of the gene nfam1, whose product is annotated as NFAT activation molecule 1. NCBI's taxonomy places the organism in Eukaryota, Metazoa, Chordata, Actinopteri, Siluriformes, Clariidae. The coding region runs from base 252 to 968 and encodes 238 amino acids. The transcript is spliced from 6 exons. Gene Ontology annotation, cellular component: membrane raft. The record is from RefSeq and is a predicted model, not a curated record. Gene Ontology annotation, molecular function: transmembrane signaling receptor activity. Gene Ontology annotation, biological process: positive regulation of cytokine production; positive regulation of B cell receptor signaling pathway; regulation of B cell differentiation.